GUUCUCGGGGUCUUUAUGCUGGCGCUAGUAGUGAAGACACCCCAAGGCAAGGAGGACGCAAACAACGGCGAGCUCAAUAGCUACAUAUCUCAACCUGUGAGUAGUUAUGCUGUCAUUUGAUACUGAAAUGCAAAGCAGAGGGUCAAACAAUGAUACUGGUGAAGUUUCGCCAUCCGAAACGAUGUGCUGUGCGAUGGAUGGCAUGACUGCCGACUAGAUGACGACCUGUGCUUCACUUUCUGGCUAAAGCUGCACGUUUGCACAUUUGGUGACUACAUACUUACGACGCUUUUGCUCUGACAGCAAACUCCCGACAACUCAAGAAUGGCUGACGCAGCUCGCGGACGUGGUGGAUUCGGACGGGGUCGUGGUGACAGAGGACGGGGCCGCCGGGGCCCUCGUCGUGGAGGCCGUAAGGACGAGGAGAAGGAGUGGGUUCCUGUCACCAAGCUCGGUCGUCUCGUAAAGGAUGGCAAGAUCAAGUCGAUGGAGGAGAUCUACCUGUUCUCUCUCCCCGUUAAGGAAUACCAGAUCAUCGACUUCUUCCUGCCUAAACUCAAGGACGAAGUCAUGAAGAUCAUGCCCGUCCAGAAGCAAACCCGUGCCGGUCAGCGUACCCGUUUCAAGGCUUUCGUCGCCAUUGGUGACUUCGACGGUCACGUCGGUCUCGGUGUCAAGUGCGCGAAGGAAGUCGCGACUGCCAUUCGUGGGGCUAUCGUUCUCGCCAAACUCUCUGUUAUUCCCGUCCGAAGAGGUUACUGGGGUGUCAACCUCGGUGAGCCUCAUACUGUCCCUUCGAAGGUCAGUGGAAAGGUCGGUUCCGUCAUGUGCCGAAUUAUCCCUGCGCCACGAGGUACCGGUUUGGUUGCUGCUCCUGCUUCCAAGCGGUUGUUGCAACUUGCUGGUGUCGAGGAUUGCUACACCCAAUCCAAGGGUUCAACUGCCACCAUGGGUAACUUCUUGAAGGCUACCUUCGUUGCCAUCACCAAAACAUACGCUUUCCUCACCCCCGACCUCUGGCGAGAAAUUCCCGUGUCAAAGGUUCCCUACGACGAGCACAGCGCACACCUUCAACUUGCUGCUGGCAAGAAGGCGUACUAGAUGUAUUCUUUUUAGGGUCGACUUGCUGCUUUCCGCUUAUUCCUCACUUGUAUUUUGCUCGCCUUCAAAAUACUUUCCUCUAUGGAUAGCAUCACCCACUAUGAUAUCAUGAGAAUAUGAUACAUGCUUUCCGCCACAAUCACGUUGGAUGAAAUGCUGUUGUUGAGCAGGUCAUGUAGUCAUCAGUCAUAAGGUGUUGGAAAGGCGAAAUAUGAACGGUAUACUGUAUCUGCGGUCUAUUGAUACAAUUGCGUAGUACUUUUGACAUCCUCUAUUUCCUCGGCGUAUCCCAGAUAUGUAAGCCAAGCUUUAAAGCUAUGAGCUUCUGAGGGAGCACCCCGGCUUACAAGACUGCGGGACACCAAUACACCGGAUCUGAAGUUAGAAACUUCGCCCAAAUGCAAGUAAUUUCUCUCGUAUUGAAGCAGUAGCAAAUCCUGAGCGUCAACAAAAGAACAAAGCUGCAGAGA
Molecule: messenger RNA, 1571 nt
Organism: Somion occarium
Lineage: Eukaryota; Fungi; Basidiomycota; Agaricomycetes; Polyporales; Cerrenaceae
Source: the annotation of a GenBank genome assembly